This is a messenger RNA of Carica papaya (papaya), 1011 nucleotides long. NCBI's taxonomy places the organism in Eukaryota, Viridiplantae, Streptophyta, Magnoliopsida, Brassicales, Caricaceae. The record is from RefSeq and is a predicted model, not a curated record.
UUGUAAAUCUCUAUUUUUUUUCUAUUUUUAUGUGCAUCUGGUUGAUUUGCACACAUGCGGUUGUUUUAUUGUCCUGUUUCAGGAUUGCUUAGAUGUGGCAAGAGUUGUAGACUGCGAUGGAUAAAUUACCUUCGCCCUGAUCUCAAGAGAGGGAAUUUCACCGAGGAAGAAGAUGAACUUAUCAUCAAGCUUCAUAGUUUGCUAGGAAACAAAUGGUCUUUGAUUGCGGGAAGAUUACCUGGAAGAACUGAUAAUGAGAUAAAGAAUUACUGGAACACCCACAUAAAGCGGAAGCUAAUCAGCCGAGGGAUUGACCCACAAACUCACCGUCUACUCAACGAAUCAAACCCCCCGCCCGUUUCAACUCAGUUGGAUUUCAAGAACUCAUCAUCCUCUCCCCACCCACCCAGAAUCUCAUUAAACCCAAAUAGCGUUACUCUGGAUCUCAAGUUCGAUGAGUUCCAACCAAAACCCAAAACGGAGUCUGUGGAAGAAGCAAUCUGCAGUAGCAGUGGGAUGACCACUGAUGAAGAACAACACAAGGGGGGGAGUCAUGAAUAUCAGGAAGAGAUUAACCUAGAGCUCUCAGUUGGUCUGGCACCGAGUCGGACUCAUUCUUCUUCCGCCAAAAACAACAACAACAACACGGCCGAGUCGAAGCUCCAGAAAGUUCCUUUCUUGUUUGGCACAUCCAUGGUGACACAACCUGUUUGCUUGUGUUGCCAUCUGGGUUCUCGCAAAAGUGAACCUUGCAGGAAUUGCCAAACUGCAAACGGGUUAUACAGAUAUUACAUAUCUUGAUUCUUAGAUCCAUAAAUUUUUAUUUUUAUUUUAAUUUUUUUAGAAUCAACUCAGUAGUUUAAAUAUUAGAACUGAUACAUGCCUAGUUGUUGAGUUCCCUGCUAAUACAAGGGAGCUAAAGAAGCAGAGAAGAUGUGUAUGGUAUGAUGACUUUGUAGAGAAAUGCAUUAUAAUUAAUCCUGCAAAUCAUUUUAAAUGCUUUUUGGAUCC